GCUUCAAAGGCUUUAAAAUUAUGUUGCAGAGCAUCUUGGAAAUGUGUUUUACAUCUUUGUGAGAUGUUUGUAGAGAAAUCAGAUGUCUUUCAUGGUGAUCUAUCAGAAGAUGCUAUUGUAGGUUUUGUCACCGAGGCAUGUUCCAAAAGUGCAUUUCUUUUGGAUGUACUUUCUCAAUAUGACAGUAAGAAGGUAAAUAGAAUCAUUGGAGAGAGUCUUGAAAGCUGGUCUGCUGCUCAAAACUUGUUUGAAGAACUUCCAAGUCCUAAAGCUUUGGUGAUGCAGUGGGUGAAGGAGCUUCUAGCAUAUAAAGAAAUGAAUGCUUUGAACCCAAGAUUUUGUCGAAGAAUGCGAAUGGAUAUUAUAGGCAUCCUCCUAGAAGUGGUGUAUGUGAUGAAAGAUAGCUGUUUACAGAAAUCGCAAAUUCUGUUAACAAAAGGAAGGGAAUUAAGAGCCUGCGGAAUCAAAGGUCUGGAUGAGUGCAUUCCGUGUCUGUCAGCAGCCAUCUCUACAUUGAAUGAGGUGUGUGGUGAAACAUUUAGCUGCAGUAUUCAAGUUCGUCAUCAGUUAGCUGAGGCAUAUUGCUUACGUGCUCUGUGUACUCAAGAGGCUGAACCAAACUCAAAGCAACUUUUUCAAGAUAUUCGUGCUGCACUAAAUCUAUGGUCGAGUCCAGAUCAUUGCCAUGAAGCUGAACACAGCAAUAUGAUUCCUGAAAACACCUUGAUUUUGUUGUAUAAUGUUGUUGAUUUGUUAUCGGUUAAGGGGUGCAUGAACUUUCAUCCUGAAGUAUUUGAGAUAUUGAUCAGAUUGUUUAAAUGGAAGGGUGUUCCAUUGGAGAAAUGUUUGGCUAUGCUGUGGGAAUACAGAAGGCUUGGCCAUGCUCUUUGUGCUUCCUCUGUAAAUGAGUCAUUUAUCACAACUUUGUCACGGCAUUGUGGUGAACUUUCACAGUCCAUUGAUUUUUGGAUAAGCUGUAUGAAAGGAUCAGAGGCACAAGGAGUGGGGUUUCAGCAGAACUUCAGUUUGAUGUUCCAAUCAGAUAUCAAAGUUGAAGAAGUCAAGAAGGCUGCUUCUGAACUUCUUUCUAGUGUGAGAUCCUUUUUGCUAGCAAUAAAGUCUAAUUUCCCCUCAAAAUUUAGGUUGAAGCAGGUCUCUUACUACCAAUUUUUUUCCUUUAAUGUUAGGUCUCUUUACCCAGUGGUUCAGCAUUUACUGCUGCGUAUCUGUACCAUGACUUGUCUGAGAAAUUGGUUUCAAGUGGAAGACUAA
Messenger RNA from Ilex paraguariensis (yerba mate), 1272 nucleotides. NCBI's taxonomy places the organism in Eukaryota, Viridiplantae, Streptophyta, Magnoliopsida, Aquifoliales, Aquifoliaceae. The record is from the annotation of a GenBank genome assembly.